This is a messenger RNA of Prunus avium (sweet cherry), 425 nucleotides long. NCBI's taxonomy places the organism in Eukaryota, Viridiplantae, Streptophyta, Magnoliopsida, Rosales, Rosaceae. The record is from RefSeq and is a predicted model, not a curated record.
UGUUGAAGGAGACAUAGUGGUCAGCCCCUUCACUAUUGUUUAGCUAAUAAAUAAGUGUUUGAGAAGCUAGCAUCAUGGAAUAUUUGUUCACAAAUUAUACAGCUACUUUCCCAAUGGAAUCGAUGUGUACCUUGAUAAUGUUGGCGGUAAAAUGCUUGAGGCAGUUCUCAACCAUGUCAACAAGAAUGCAAAGAUCCCUCUUUGUGGCAUGAUAUCUGGCUACAAUAAGGUUUGGACUGAGAGAGAGGGGGUGAGAAAUCUGCUGAAUUUGAUCGGCAAGGAGGUGAAUAUGCAAGGGUUCAUGGUGUUCAUACUUGCAUCGUUUUGGGGAUUUUGCAAAGGAGAUGGAGAGCCACCUAAAGCAAGGCAAGAUUGGUUCUAAGCUCAAGAUCUUCCAUGGAAUUGAAACAUUCUUGGAGAGCUUA